AUGGAGUACACAUUAUUUCAGAACGCGUAUGGGCCUUAUUUUGAAACCAGAUAUAAAAUUUUUAGGGACCUUCCAGUAUUACAAAUAAUUAUUAUACAAACUUCUGUCACAAAUAAUUAA
Molecule: messenger RNA, 120 nt
Organism: Racocetra fulgida
Lineage: Eukaryota; Fungi; Glomeromycota; Glomeromycetes; Diversisporales; Gigasporaceae
Source: the annotation of a GenBank genome assembly